AUUACACAGUAAAUCAUCUUAGUAAAUUAAGGUUUUAUAAAAAAAAAUUCUGUAGUUUUAAGAUAUUGAGCCACAGUGCUUUGACUUCAGUAGGUUUACUUCUUUAAAUAAAUAAAAAAAAAUAAAAAUAAUAACACACUAUAAUAGAUUGUUUCCCAGACUUUUACAGUGUGGCGAUUCAUCCCAGGUAUGCUUAUAAACAUCUGUACUGAAGGAGCAUAAAGAUGACCACAUUUCAGUGCCAAGUUAGACUUUUAGAUGACACCGUUAUCGAGCGUGACCUGGAGAAAAAAGCAAUCGGCCAGGUCCUGUUCGAUAAUGUGUGUGAGUAUCUCAACCUGCUAGAGAAGGACUACUUUGGCCUGGCAGCAUGGGAUUCAUCCAACAGCAAGGUGUGGCUGGACUUAUCCAAAAAGGUUCACAAGCAGAUCAUAGGUCAAGUUGCUACAUUUUCAUUCUGUGUCAAGUUCUACCCACCUGACCCUUCCGUACUGGCUGAAGACAUCACGAGGUACUUACUGUGUCUUCAGCUAAGGGCAGACAUCUUGACUAGCCGUCUGGCCUGUCCUUCAGAUAUGUUGGCAGUUUUAGGAUCAUACACGAUCCAAUCGGAAUUUGGGGAUUAUAAUCCUGAGCUACAUGGGAAAGAGUUCUUCAGUAGGAUUCCCCUUGGACCCAAUCAGACUUCAGAGCUGGAAGAGAAAGUGGCAGAGCUGCAUCGCACACUCAACUCCAUGAGUCCUGCUGAAGCAGACCAGCUUUUCCUGCAGAAUGCUAAGACGCUAGACAUGUAUGGAGUUCACCUGCAUCCUGCUAAGGAUGCCAGUGGUGGAGCUGUGAUGUUGGGGGUGUGUGCUGAUGGACUGAUGGUAUAUGAGGAUGAGACAAAGACACAGAGUUUCAUCUGGCCUAGUGUUUUAAAUAUGUCUUACAGGCGCAACAACUUCCUGGCCAAUAUUUUCCACUCAGAGGAUGCAUCUGUAAGUACCCUUAAAUUCAGCCUGUCCAGCUACCGUGCCUGCAAACGCCUGUGGAGAAAUGCUGCAGAGCAUCAUGGCUUUUUCAGGAACCACAGGAGCCCAGACAAGGCCCGAAGGGGCAGGCUGCAUUUGGGGUCUAGAUUUCGUUUCCAAGGGCCCACUCAUGCAGAAUCUCUAGAGGCGAGCUCUACAAUCGAGCGACCAGCUCCAGACUUUGCACGCUCAGCCAUCAAGAGAAAAGCAAGCGAUAGUGAUUCUUUGGCUUUGAAACGUCUAAAUCAACCCGAGUUUGAUGAGUUGUUAGAAGAGCUUGGCUCUGAUGAAUCAUGGUCAAGAGUCCAGGAAAUCAGAGAGGAACAAACAGGUGGUGAGACCCUUGUUUAUAAAGAAAGACAGGAAACAGAUAAACCAGAUAAUGAGAGCUCUCAGCAACUGGGUGGACGCUCCUUUCAAACUCAGCAAUCAUUUUCAUACUUAUCUUCAGGUGCUGGCGUUUCAGAAAGUACUAAAUUUAAGCUUUGGAAAUUGGAAGCUGAUGAUUGGUUUGUCCUCCUUGCACCUCACCCUUAUCAGCCCUUGAAGGAUCUAUCAUUGUCCCUGCAGUCGUCUCAAGCCGAAGCACAAGGGGAAGAGCUCAAAUGGAUAGAAAAAUCAUCGGAAAAGAGUAUAAAAAUCAUCAAAAUAAGAAAAGAGAAUGGGGCUAUGACAGAAUACAGUGAGGAACUAGAACUGGGACCUGAUUUUGCUGGAGAAAAUCUAGAGUUGGAUGUUGGAGGCAGUGAGCAAAUGAUGAAGGUUAUGAGGAAAAAGAUAGAACUAGAAGGGGAUGGAGAGGAACUAAAAACGGUAGUAAUGUAUGAAAGGAGAAUGCAGGAAGGAGAAACCUCUGGACAAUCUCAGAAUCAUAUUUUUGAACCAAGGAUAAGAGAAAUGGAAGUAGGAGAGACAGUACAUGAAUUGAUGUUAAAGUCAGGUCAAGUAAUGCCUGAGGAAACUAUAGAGGAAUUAGAGGAAAGAUUACAAGAAGUGGAGGAUAUUGGACAGAGACUACGGCAAAUAGAAAGGAUAAAAGGCAGGUUACAGGCAGUGGAAUUUUUGGAACAAAAACUCCAAGAAGUGCAGCAACAAGGGGAGAGCGACGACUGGUACAUUUUGCUGGAGCACAAACUGAUGGAAUCUUCAGCACCUGCAAAGCGUCUAGGUGUGGACACUUCAGAACAGGAACUGGAGGACAUAGAACUGAAAAGACGAGAACAGGGAGAGGAAGGUGAUUGGCACCUGGUGCGGGAUGACGAAACCCUGGUGAUAUCUUCAGCGAGUGCAGGUCAUAUCAUGGACACAGGAGAGCAAAAAGCUGAGAUAAUACAAGAGUGGAGAGAGGAAGAAAGAGCAGACACUGAAAGACCUGUCCAGAUGAAUGAUGACUGGUACCUUUUGCUGGAAUUACUUCCACAAGCUACACAGACCAUGCAAACUGCAGAGCCUCCAUCGGCAUCAGUGGUUGAUAGACUGUCAUCUUGGGAUCACGUGGAAGAAGAGCACGUAACAUUGAGCGAGGAAACGGCAUGGACAGAUGAGAGAGCAAUUCAUCUGAGAGAAGCACAACCAGAUUUACCAGCACAAAGAGAAAAACAGGUGGACGAUGACUGGUUUAUCCAGCUGGAUUUUUCUCCCAAAGACACAGUGAUUGAUAGCCAGUCAUCUCUGGCACAUGUGGAAGAAGAGCACGUAACCGUGAGCGAGGAAACCAAAUGGACAGAAGAGAGAACAAUUCAUGUGAGAGAAGCACAACCGGAUUUACCAGCACAAAGAGAAAAACAGGUGGACGAUGACUGGUUUGUCAAGCUGAGUGUUUCUCCUAAGGACACAGUGAUUGAUAGCCAGUUAUCUCGGGCACAUGUGGAAGAAGAGGCCAUAAAUUUGAACGAGGAAACGAAAUGGACAGAGAAGAGAACAAUUCAUCUGAGAGAAGGACAAGCAACUUUACCAGCACGAAGAGAAAAACAAGUGGACGAUGACUGGUUUGUCCAGAUGACUGUUUCUCCUGAAGACACAGAUGUUCGCAAAGAGACCAGAGACGAGGACAUACAGCUAUUCAAAAAGGAAGUAAAUGUCAUACAAUUCAAGGAGGAGCGAGGAGAAGUGAUAGAAACAUCUCAUGAAGUGGAGGAGAUUCAUCUGUUACCUUUCGAGAAGAGAGCAGAUAUUUCAGCACAAGAAAGUGCUAUUGUGGCUUUAAAGCACACAACCCGAACUGAGGCUGAUGACUGGUUCCAGUUGUUUGGCUUUGAUGAAUCACGACCUACUUAUAAACCAGUAACCACGACAUUGGAUUCUGAAGAUGCAGCAGGCCUGAGAUAUCAACAAACAGUCAUGAUCAAGGGAAGAGAAGUGACCUUUGACCAUAAGCCUAUGAUCAUUAAAGAGAAGCAAGUGAUAGUGGGAGGAAUAGAGAAGAAAAUGGCUGCUUUGGUGCAUAAGGAUGAAGACGACUGGUUUAUCCUUUUCGCACCAGCGCUGAUUAAGAAGAAGGUCAUCACCACAGCAGAAACAUAUCAAAUGGAGGUGAUUGAUGACUGGUCCCACCUGCUGGCUCCUGUUUCUAAAAAAAUAGUGACUGUACACGUGAGAGCUGAAGAGGACCAGCGUAGGAAGGAGGAGUUGCUUAAAAAACAAAUCAUUACAGAAGACAGAGUAAAAGUACCAGUCAUCAAACCUUCAGUCCCUGUCAUUCCACUGACUCCAGCUGACCAGCCAAUGACAUCGACUCCCACUGCACAAUCUAUUCACAUCACAAGGCCUGCCUACAAAGAGGAUCGUCUAAAGAGACUAGACAUCACUCAAGAGAUCACACAAGACAUAACAGAGGACGAAUUUAAGAGAAGAGACAAGAGAGAUAAACGUGAAUCCAUUUAUGUCCGUCACAGCAAUCUAAUGUUAGAGGACUCUGAUAUCACCCAGGAGGUGGUGCUGAAGCAUCAUGAAAGCGUCAGCUUGUUAAAACGCAUCUUUAUGGAGGACGUACCCGUAUACGGCCCCACUGAGUGGGACAGGCGUCUCUCAUCAUACACUCCUAUUGUCUACCCCAAAAUAUCCAAUGGCGAUCUAUUCUCUGGCCUAGAACUGAUGGCAGCAGAUGGAAUAUUGGUCAUGUGACAUCACACCACUCUCUUAUUCAGAGCCAAUCUUUGAUUGUAUCAAGAAAAAAGCACCCAGUACAACAUCUUUUUUUCUCACUGCACCAGUUUGUCAUUGAUGCAUUGCUGUUAUUAGUUAGUAAUAUAUUUUUUUGAUUAUCAUGUGCAGUAAAUAGUAGAUACACUAUAUGGUGUAAUACAUAGGAUUACAGUGGUUUCUUGGCUGAAUGCAGAUGUCUAAUGUCUGGUAAAGGAUGCGGGGAUGUGAAGUUGUCAGUAUUCAGUAGCCGCAUAUUGAAAGCUGUGGAAACCGAGCAAAGAAUCAAAAUGUGUGUAGGUUUGUUUAGUUAAUAGUAGCAUUAUGUCAGUCAUCAGCGAAUAAAUUGAAUAAUUAUAGUAAAGCUCUUAUUUAGGCAAGUUCGUUUUUAAGAUGACAGGUUUUUCACCCAGUGUCAUCGUAAUCUUGGGCUGGUUGCUUUUAACUGCUUUUAUUGCCAUUGUUUGUAUAGGUGUGGUUUUUAAAAAAGAUAUACAAGAUAUAGUUUGUUUAUUAGGUUUAGAGUCUGCAUAUGGAUAUAAUGGAGAUACAUGUCCUGUUGAUUUAUUCUUGUCAUGACAUUUUUAGCUGGCAUAAAUUCUGUUAAAAUACUAAGAUAUUGUAUUGCUUCAAUAUAGAAUUUAUUUAUUUUUUUGUCAGAAAAGAAAUUGUUGAAGCUUUGAUAGAUAUGGCCCAGGCUGCAGUGGGGGAGGUACUAAAAAUGUUCUUGCUCAGGAGUUGGUCCUCUUUUAAACACUGUCUGACAUUUCUUCAAAGGCAUCCCUUUGAACAAAUGGGUAUAGAGACAGACUAACGCAGUAGUCUACUAUAAAUACAUUUGUAAAAAACAGUAUAACAGGCAGAAACAAACAUGUGAAGGUACAACAUGUACAUUAAAAAAAAAAAAACUUAUUUUUAUACCGAUGAAAACUAUUUUAUAAAGAAUCAAACUUUCUUUUGACAGCUUUCCAAAAUGCAUAUGCAAAAAGGAACAUGAAUUGUGUUUUUCUCAACAUUGUUUAGCUGUUGUAUGAAGUAAAUAUGUUCUAAAGGAAACAGAUUCAAGUAACAGUACUGGGUAUGGGCUGUACUUAGUAAUAGUGUAAUAGUGUAAUGUGGAGUUAAUACUGAAAUAACUAAAAUAACAUAACUAUAGACUUGCAUACUACUCAGCACGUAUGCACGUUUCUUUGCCUUACGGAAAAAUCACAUACGUUUCACAUACAGUAUAACUAUGUGCAAAAAUAUUUAACUGUUUUCAGCCCUGCAAGUGCACAUGUAAACUCGAUCGAACACACAACAUCUUGUGGAUUAUUGAUAUAGGAAAAUCAUACCUGCUAAAUGAAACCACAUGACCUACAUUUAAACAUGAAAAUAAAGAACUUUUGUGAAAAUUAAAUAAAUAAGUCCUAUGUAACAAAUAGCAUGUAAUGAAAUUGUGUGAAAUUACCCGUGUGUUAUGUUUUGUUAAAAAAAAAAAACUCAUUAAGAGUGACCAAAACCACAUGUUUAAAUGUCACAAAUGAAUCAUGAGAUCAUUCACAUAUCAUGUUCCUGUGGUGUUUUUGUAAGGGGACCUUGAACUCACAUGGAUUUU
Messenger RNA from Clarias gariepinus (North African catfish), 5751 nucleotides. RefSeq names its product erythrocyte membrane protein band 4.1b (gene epb41b). The transcript has 26 exons. The record is from RefSeq and is a predicted model, not a curated record. Gene Ontology annotation, biological process: cortical actin cytoskeleton organization. Gene Ontology annotation, cellular component: plasma membrane; cytoskeleton. Gene Ontology annotation, molecular function: cytoskeletal protein binding. Bases 225 to 4136 code for a protein of 1303 amino acids. Lineage: Eukaryota; Metazoa; Chordata; Actinopteri; Siluriformes; Clariidae.